Pelobates cultripes (western spadefoot toad) is the source of this 585-nucleotide messenger RNA. Lineage: Eukaryota; Metazoa; Chordata; Amphibia; Anura; Pelobatidae. The record is from the annotation of a GenBank genome assembly.
AUGAUUGAAGAAGCUGCUGGUACCAGGAUGUAUGAAUGUAAGAAACUUGCUGCUCAAAAAACAAUUGAGAAGAAAGAAGCCAAGCUUAAGGAAAUACAGACGAUUCUGGAAGAAGAAAUAACUCAAACCAUCCACAAACUAAAAGAGGAAAGGUCUUCUUAUUUGGAGUACCAAAAGAUCAUGCGAGAAAUAGAACAUUUAAGUCGUCUCUAUGUUGCCCACCAGUUUGUUUGUGCUGAAGAGACCAAAGUGCGCUGUGCAGAAGAAUUAAAUGAAAUGCAGGAAUCAAUACUUAAGCUUCAGGAAACGAUUGGCUGAGAAUGAGAAAAAAGUGAAGGAGCUAGCCAAUGAAAUCUCACAGAUUGAGAAAACGAGAGAUCAGGAAGUUGGAGGACAACUGCGUAUAUUAGAAGAAACCCUCGCUGAGGCACAGAGAACUGAUGCCAAGGCACAAAGCACCCUGGACCUCAAGAAACAAAAUAUGAAAGCUGAAGAGAAAAAAUGCAAGGAGUUAGUGAAGAGCAUGGACGAGGAUGCCAAGGCUUUAGGUGGCAAAGAGAAAGAAGUUAAGAAAAUAACAAACAG